Messenger RNA from Daucus carota subsp. sativus, 1845 nucleotides. RefSeq names its product serine carboxypeptidase-like 42. The transcript is spliced from 10 exons. Bases 300 to 1730 code for a protein of 476 amino acids. Gene Ontology annotation, biological process: proteolysis. Gene Ontology annotation, molecular function: serine-type carboxypeptidase activity. The record is from RefSeq and is a predicted model, not a curated record. NCBI's taxonomy places the organism in Eukaryota, Viridiplantae, Streptophyta, Magnoliopsida, Apiales, Apiaceae.
GUGUUGUAUGGCUUUCAGAUUAGUUCUUGAAACGCCUGUUUCUGUAUAAAAACAUAUAUUAAAUAGUAACGAGCGUAAAUCUGGUUUAAUGAUUUACUAUAUAAAGCAAACUCUUGUCUUUAUAAUAAUUUUAAUUUAACUCUCUUGAUCACAUUGAGCUUAAAGGCACCCCCAGAAUUCAUGUGCUCAUUCUAUAAAAGGUUGCCAUAAUUUAUGCUUCUUUACAAUCACCCCUUUUUAGGUAACUGUCGUUUUGUAUAUAAAGUUUGAGAGCCAAAAGAACCUACAUCAUUGUUAGGAUGGCUAGUUCAUGGUGCUUUGGGGCUGUGGUUGCGGCUUUGUUAGUGAUGGUGGUCAAUGGAUAUCCGGAGGAAGAUUUGGUGGUGGAGUUGCCGGGCCAACCCGAAGUUGAGUUCAGGCAGUAUGCAGGUUAUGUUGAUGUGGAUGUUAAGGCUGGCAGGAGUUUGUUUUAUUAUUUUGUGCAGGCUCAUCAUGAUCCUGAUCAUAAGCCUCUUACUCUCUGGCUCAAUGGAGGACCAGGUUGUUCCUCAAUUGGAGGAGGCGCAUUCACAGAGUUGGGUCCAUUCUUUCCCAGAGGUGAUGGCAGAGGCCUUCGAAUAAAUUCCAAAUCCUGGAACAAAGCGUCAAAUCUUCUGUUUGUUGAGUCCCCAGCUGGUGUGGGAUGGUCAUACUCAAAUACUACUUCAGAUUAUAAUUGUGGUGAUGCAUCUACAGCCAGGGACAUGUAUAUUUUCUUGAUAAAUUGGUUUGCGAAGUUUCCAUCUUUCAAAGACAGAGAUCUAUUUCUUACUGGGGAAAGCUAUGCAGGGCAUUACAUUCCUCAGUUAGCGAUUGCCCUUCUAGACCAUAAUGAACAAUCUAGAGGGUACAAGUUUAACAUCAAAGGAGUUGCUAUUGGGAAUCCACUUCUCAAACUAGACCGCGAUGCACCAGCAGUGUAUGAGUACUUCUGGUCACAUGGAAUGAUAUCCGACGAGAUUGGUCUUGCUAUCUUCAGCGAGUGUGACUUCGAGGAUUACACACUUGAUGGUAAACACAAUGUAUCAGAAGCCUGCGACAAAUCUAUGAAGAAAGCAAAUGACGUUGUUGGCAAAUAUAUUAACAAUUAUGAUGUGAUUCUUGAUGUUUGCUACCCAUCCAUAGUGGAACAAGAGCUGCGUCUGCGAAAAAUGGCUACUAAAAUUAGUGUAGGGGUUGAUGUGUGCAUGGUGAAUGAAAGAGGCUUCUAUUUCAACCUUCCAGAAGUUCAGAAAGCUCUUCAUGCUAAUAGGACUAAUUUAAAAUAUGAAUGGGUUAUGUGCACAAGUUUGUUGAACUACACUGGUGCAGAUGAAAAUAUAGACAUCCUCCCCUUGAUUAAGAGGAUCAUCCAAAAUCACGUUCCUGUUUGGGUUUUUAGUGGGGAUCAAGAUUCAGUAGUACCAUUGCUUGGUUCAAGAACGCUAGUUCGUGAACUUGCUCAUGACAUGCAAUUUGAGGUUACAGUUCCGUAUGGAGCCUGGUUUCACAAGGGGCAGGUAGGGGGAUGGGUGACUGAAUAUGGAAAUGCAUUGACAUUUGCAACUGUCAGAGGUGCUGCUCAUAUGGUGCCAUACGCCCAGCCAUCACGAGCGUUGCAUCUGUUCUCUUCAUUUGUACGAGGCCGAAGAUUGCCAAACACAACUCACCCUCCGAUUGAUGAGCAGAUACUCAGUAUACAUUUGCCUUGAAAAAAUUGUUACAAAACAGCAAAUGUUAUGAAAUGAAAAAUUAUUUGAAUUUGCUUCUAAGGAAGAUGGUUUGAUGCAAUGCUGUCAUUGUUAAUGAAAAUUUCAUUGCAGGUUC